Messenger RNA from Pyricularia pennisetigena, 1074 nucleotides. RefSeq lists its product as uncharacterized. NCBI's taxonomy places the organism in Eukaryota, Fungi, Ascomycota, Sordariomycetes, Magnaporthales, Pyriculariaceae. The record is from RefSeq and is a predicted model, not a curated record. Bases 1 to 1074 code for a protein of 357 amino acids. The transcript is spliced from 2 exons.
AUGGGCCACACACUGAGCUCACAAAGACAAGGAUAUGAGAGGAUCCCCGAGGAUCACAGACAUGCUUUCAAGGGCUCAGAAGCCAAAGAUGGCAAGACGGAAAAUAUGGCCACAAACCCCGACCCGCUCAUUCGGCCGAUCCUCCGCAAUCUGGCAGAAUGCCCAGUCUACCGUCUCCCAGAGGAAGUGCUGUUGAAUAUAAUUCAACACCUGCCCAGCUUAGAAGAUGAAGAGUCUCUCAGGAUCUCUUGCCGGCUGUUUCUACGGCUCUACAAGACAUCUGUGGCCCUCCCGAUACACGAAGCUCGGAUGACUGCCUCGCCCGAUCCAGGCAUUGAAGAAUUUCUCAAGAGGCGUCUGGCGUGGAAGUAUCAUGAUCUGACUACAUCUUGUCGCUUUCAGCAGGACAAAAUUGCUGAACGUUGCGGCGUCGACCACCGCUCAUGGCUUUUUUCGGCUGCUCAGCGACGCAUGUCGAGCGAGCUGCGCGUCUGUAUUGGACACCAGGGAUACAUGCGUCUAUGUGACCAUAAGACAGCAGCAUGGGCCGAGAUUAUGGCUAAGACUGGUCUGCUCGAUUCGGCUACUCAUGAUCGAGUGCAUAUCGUAGAGACGAUGCUCGCGUGUAAGCACUGGAGCCACGAUACUGGAGGUCGCCUCCUUUCCGAGAUAAGGCACAAGACUCGAGGAUGUUCUGACAGGCUAGCUCUUACAGCAAGAGCAGGCGGCCAGAACAGCAGAGGAGGCGGUGGGCGCAUAUCACUGACAGUAACGUGGGACGCAUACAUUCCAGACGUCAUCCCACCAAAAGUGCCUGACGAUGAUGGUUCUCAACCCAAGCCACGAGUAGAUGGCGCGAUUCUGCGUCGUCAGCUCGCGAGCCUACGUGAGAACACAGGCAAGUACAUAUUCUCGGAUCCACUCUACCAGCGAAACGGUAGCAACACCCUCCUGGAGCCUUUCUCGUUUGACUUGGGGCUACUGCGACUGCAUCCACAUCGCUGGCUCGGAGGCCCUGCCUCAGCAUCUGAAACUGGCAGAGCCCGAGCGCAAGACUUCCUGGAAAGAGUGUGA